Messenger RNA from Drosophila ananassae, 2580 nucleotides. It is a transcript of the gene VhaSFD, whose product is annotated as V-type proton ATPase subunit H. The record is from RefSeq and is a predicted model, not a curated record. Gene Ontology annotation, cellular component: lysosomal membrane; vacuolar proton-transporting V-type ATPase, V1 domain. Lineage: Eukaryota; Metazoa; Arthropoda; Insecta; Diptera; Drosophilidae. The transcript is spliced from 7 exons. Gene Ontology annotation, molecular function: proton-transporting ATPase activity, rotational mechanism. Bases 177 to 1733 code for a protein of 518 amino acids. Gene Ontology annotation, biological process: proton transmembrane transport.
AGUGCGGCGAAAAAGUCACAAGACCAGUCAGCUGAAUUUCUGUCUUUGCUGUGUCGCAGUGGUGUGAAAAACACUGGGUAAUUUCAAUAGAUUUUCAUAAAUUCUGCUCUUGAAUUUGUGCGCUCGAGCGACAAUUGUUUCUGCAUAACAACCGCCGUCGAAGAAAAGCCAGCAAAAUGACUACCGCCCUGUAUUUGCCCGAGGAAAACAUCGAUAUGAUUGCUGCCACUUCGGUGCUGCAACAGCAGGCCGCGGAUAUCCGCACCAGGACCAUCAACUGGGCCUCCUACAUGCAAUCGCAGAUGAUCAGCGAGGAGGAUUACAAGACAAUCAGCACGUUGGACAAAUCACGCGGCACCUAUCUCGCCCAGAACUCGAGUCAGGUGGUCAAGACCCUCCUCAACCUGGUCUCCCAUCUGUCCAAGGACUCUACCAUUCAGUACAUCCUAGUUCUGUUGGACGAUCUGUUGCAGGAGGAUCGCUCUCGUGUGGAUCUCUUCCAUGAGACGGCCGGCAAGCUGAAGCAGUGCAUCUGGGGACCGUUCCUCAACCUGCUGAACCGUCAGGACGGCUUCAUUGUCAACAUGUCGUCGCGGAUUCUGGCCAAGUUCGCCUGCUGGGGCCAUGAGACCAUGCCCAAGUCGGACCUGAACUUCUAUCUGCAGUUCCUCAAGGAUCAGCUGGCCACCAAUGGAUUAGCUUAUCUGCAAGAGAUGGCCCAGCUGGCCAAGCGGACACAAACGAUCAUUGUGCAUACGCAUGGACAGCAUGGGAACAAAGACCACCAUGGCCAUCAGUACAGUCCGACAUUGGCCCAGCUGCAGCAGCAGCAGCUCAGCCUGGCCAACGAGAGCUAUCGGGAGGUGGGCGGCGGCAUGGGCAGUACCAGUGACCAGCAGCAGGAUGGCAAAUGUGUGAUACCGAACAACGAGUACAUCCAAUCGGUGGCCAGGUGCCUGCAGAUGAUGCUCCGUGUGGAUGAGUAUCGAUUCGCCUUCGUUGGAGUCGAUGGCAUUAGUACUUUGAUCCGCAUCCUGUCGACCCGUGUCAACUUCCAGGUCCAAUACCAGCUGAUCUUCUGCCUGUGGGUGCUGACCUUCAAUCCCCUGCUGGCCGCCAAAAUGAACAAGUUCAGCGUGAUCCCAAUCCUGGCCGAUAUCUUGAGUGAUUGUGCCAAGGAGAAGGUGACUCGCAUCAUACUCGCGGUCUUCCGUAAUCUGAUCGAGAAGCCCGAGGAUUCGUCGGUGGCCAAGGACCAUUGCAUCGCCAUGGUCCAGUGCAAGGUGCUGAAGCAGCUCUCCAUACUGGAACAGCGUCGUUUCGAUGAUGAGGAUAUCACCGCUGAUGUGGAAUACCUUAGCGAGAAGCUACAGAACUCUGUGCAGGAUCUUAGCUCCUUCGAUGAGUAUGCUACCGAGGUGCGUAGCGGUCGCUUGGAAUGGUCGCCCGUUCACAAGUCUGCCAAAUUCUGGCGUGAAAACGCCCAGCGACUCAACGAGAAGAACUACGAACUGCUGCGUAUCCUUGUCCAUUUGCUGGAGACCUCCAAGGAUGCCAUUAUCCUGUCUGUUGCCUGCUUCGAUAUCGGAGAGUAUGUGCGUCACUAUCCUCGCGGCAAGCAUGUCCUGGAACAGCUGGGUGGCAAGCAGAUUGUGAUGCAACAUCUGGGCCAUGAGGAUCCCAAUGUCCGGUAUGAGGCCCUGUUGGCCGUCCAGAAGCUGAUGGUGGUGUGAUCUAGAUCAUCCAUUAUCCUUUCAAGACAUCAUCCUCACGAAAUUCAAUGUGCGUUUAUUUCUCUCUCUAUUUCUAAUCAGGGAAUACCUGGGCAAGCAACUGGAGAAGGAUAACGAGAACCAGAAGCAGGGAGCUGCUCCCAUCGCCGGCAAGGCCUAAACAGAGUCCAAUCAGUCCAGUCAGUCAUCCAUCAGGCACAGGCAGAAACCUUACUAACUAACAAUAAGAGUCGCAGGAGGAUGUCAUCUCCAACUCGUCUCCAACUUAACAUGAUGUUUUUGUUCUUGCUACAUUGUGUUGCAAGUGCAUGUGUUUGUUCCCUGUCUAAACUAAGUUCUUGUUAGUCCAUAUCCAUAUUACUUUCUUUUACGCCCCCGCCCCCGCCCCAUAGAACGUAUUGAGAGAACAAUUCGAUUUUUUGUUGGCAUUCCAAUUUAAAAAAAAUAUAUAUAUUUUGAAAAAGCAAUUCUUUGAAAUGGCAGAGCAGAUAUCCUCUAAUAUUUGUUCCAAUAUUCAAUUGUUUAUAUUUUGUUGUUAUUAUUAUUUGUGUUCUUAAUUACAUAUGUAUGUGUGCGCCGCUGUACAGAGUUUUUUUUCUAAACCAGAUGAUAUGCACUUUUUAAUGUAUUAUAAUCGCGUCAGCGCACCAUAACAAAAAACAAAAACAAAAAAACAAAAAUAUAUUGUAUAAACCUAUCAAGUAUUUUCUUUCAUUAAAAACUAUAAAAAAUUAAAUCAAAUAAGCAUAAACUAAAUGAAAUGUAUUGCAUAAAAAUGUUUGUUAUUAAAGUGUACGAUAAAGAUUUGCGAGUGUAAAAGAAAAUAUACAUAAAUUAGCCAAAAGUA